Molecule: messenger RNA, 1843 nt
Organism: Peromyscus californicus insignis
Lineage: Eukaryota; Metazoa; Chordata; Mammalia; Rodentia; Cricetidae
Gene: C1qtnf7
Product: C1q and TNF related 7
Exons: 3
Coding region: 496-1386 (296 amino acids)
Molecular function (GO): protein binding
Source: RefSeq, a predicted model, not a curated record
UAUCUAGAUAUCACUUUAAAGGCUACAGCAAUACGAAAAAUCCACGUGGUACAAACAGCAAUGGAUGCAGAGGGAUGGAAAAAUCCUCCGGAUACCUGAGACCCUCGCUUUGCAUCUGCCUCCAUCUGGGGUUUGCAGAAGAACCUUGCCCACUCCUCCUCAUGACUAACGAGUGUAUAUAGUAAACUCUUUGAAAUGUGAGUAUUAUGGGAAGGAUCGCAGUUGCUUUAAAUUAUAGAAGUUGGCAAGUGCCUGGGAGAAGGAGUGGGAGGCUGUUUAAACUGAGAAAGACGGUUGCAGAACUUCAUCCGACAGCAUGAGCUCCGAGCUUCGCACACAUCCUCUACUUUCCACCAACAGACUUCUCUGCAUUGUUGUGGAGCAGCUUCAAUAGUGAACACAGUUCUGCUCUGAAUACUUUUUAAUGGUUUCUAAAUUCAUGGGAGAACCAAAGCGAAGAAGUCUCAUGUUUGGGGGAGAAGUCUGAACCCAGCAAUGCCCAGGAAAGAGCCCAAGAUGAUUGUCCUGCUCUAUGUGACAAGUCUUGCCAUCUGUGCAAGUGGACAACCUCGGGGCAAUCAGGCCAAGGGAGAGAGCUACUCUCCAAGGUACAUCUGCAGCAUUCCUGGCUUACCUGGCCCCCCAGGCCCUCCUGGAGCCAAUGGCUCCCCUGGGCCCCAUGGUCGCAUCGGCCUUCCUGGAAGGGAUGGUAGAGAUGGCAGGAAAGGAGAGAAAGGCGAAAAGGGCACUGCAGGUCUAAAAGGUAAGACUGGACCGCUGGGCCUCGCUGGUGAAAAAGGAGACCAAGGAGAGACUGGGAAGAAAGGACCCAUGGGACCAGAGGGGGAGAAAGGAGAAGUCGGUCCAGCUGGGCCUCCUGGACCAAAGGGAGACCGAGGAGAUCAAGGGGACCCAGGGCUGCCUGGAGUAUGCAGAUGUGGGAGCAUUGUGCUCAAAUCUGCCUUUUCAGUUGGCAUCACAACCAGCUACCCAGAAGAAAGGCUACCCAUCGUAUUUAACAAGGUCCUCUUCAAUGAGGGGGAACACUACAACCCGGCCACAGGGAAGUUCAUCUGUGCUUUCCCGGGGAUCUAUUACUUUUCUUAUGAUAUCACAUUGGCCAAUAAGCACCUAGCCAUUGGGCUGGUGCACAAUGGGCAGUACCGAAUAAGGACCUUUGAUGCCAACACAGGGAACCAUGAUGUGGCUUCAGGGUCCACAGUCAUCUACCUGCAGCCAGAAGAUGAAGUCUGGCUGGAGAUCUUCUUCAAUGACCAGAAUGGCCUCUUCUCAGACCCAGGCUGGGCAGACAGCUUAUUCUCUGGAUUUCUCCUCUACGUUGACACAGAUUACCUGGAUUCUUUAUCAGAAGACGAUGAGCUGUGACCAGGACUGCAGACAUGAACGUUACAUCAUGAAUACCACGAAGGCUUACACUUGGAUUCAAUCUGGGGAGCUGGAAGGUCGAGCAAGUGAGAAGGGGAUUCAGAAACUCCUUUUACAGACAGCUCUGGCAGAAUUCAUCAAAAUAAGGCAAACCACCGACCAGCUGAAAUCACAACAAAACUAAUGGUAUAGAAUAGCCCCAGACAUGAAACCCUUGAAAGUAAUGAUGAUAAAUAUUUAAGAAAAUGAAAGAUAAUUUUAACAAAUUUGAAUGCCCUUAAAGAUACAACCAGCAGGUAGUGACCCUGACUCAUUAAACAUUCAUAAAACUCCAGUUUUGUUUGUUAUUUAGGAUAAUCAUAACAUUACAGACAAAUUCUUUGACACUUCUCCGGAGUCAAAGAAAAGCAAGAGAUACUAAGAAUUUUCUAACAAAUUAAAAUGGAGUGAUAAAUUA